CAAAAGGAGUUCGUCCUCGCCGAUUUUGUCCAAAGAACCAGAAAAAGCGUCCCAGUGGAAUAAAACCAUGACGGAGUGGACUGAGCUCGGGUUGAAAGGUUAACAGUGACCGAGGAAAGGAGGCGACGAGCAAGAGACGACUGAAGGAAACGCUUUUCCAAGGAGAGACGACGCCACUGACUCACCCGCCCCCCCCCCCCCCCCUCUGCACCUCCUUGCUGAGCCAUCAUCAUCAUCACCAUGGCAACCCCGAGCCUCAGCCAGAGACGCGUCGCCACCGCCAUCUCCCCGACCCGCAUCACCCGGCUGCAGGAGAAGGAGGACCUGUGCAACCUCAACGACCGGCUGGCCGCCUACAUCGACAAGGUGCGCUUCCUGGAGACGGAGAACACCGGCCUGCGCGAGCGCAUCUCGGUGUCGGAGUCGUCCGUCACGCACAACACGUCGGGCAUCAAGGCGGCCUACGAGGCCGAGCUGGCCGACGCCCGCAAGACGCUGGACCAGGUGGCCAGGGAGCGAGCGCACACGCAGCUGGAGCUGGGCAAGCUGAGGGACGACCACAAGGAGCUGAAGGCCAGGAACGCCAAAAAGGAGUCUGACCUGGAGGCGGCCGUGCUGAGGGUGAGGGACCUGGAGGCCCGGCUGAACUCCAAGGACGCCGCCCUCUCCACCGCCAUGGGGGAGAAGAGGACCCUGGAGGCCGAGAUGAAGGACCUGAAGGCCCAGCUGGCCGAGUUGGAAGGCAGCUUAGCCGACGCCAAGAGGAAGGUGCAGGACGAGAUGCUGAGGAGGGUGGACACGGAGAACCGCCUGCAGACCCUGAAGGAGGAGCUGGAGUUCCAGAAGAACAUCGCCAACCAGGAGCAGCUCGAGACGCGGCGCCGCUACGACUGUCACGUGGAGUCGGUCAGCGGGCCGCGGCAGGACUUCGAGAGCAAGCUGGCCGACGCCUUGGCCGAGAUCAGAGCCCAGCAGGAGGAGCAGGUCCACCUCUACAAGGAGGAGAUGGAGAAGACCUACAACGCUAAGCUGGACAACGCUCGCCACUCGGCCGACAUGAACAGCCACUUGGUGGGAGCGACUCACGAAGAGCUGCAGCAGACCCGCACGCGGAUGGAGAGCAUGUCAAGCCAGCUCAGCCAGCUGCAGAGACAGCUGGCCAGCAGUGAGUCCAAGCUGCGGGAGCUGGAGGAGUCUCUGUCGAGGGAGCGCGACGUGAUGCGGCGGCGGCUGGAGGUCAAAGAGCGGGAGAUGGCCGAGAUGAGAGCCGAGCUGCAGCUGAAGCUGGACGAGUUCCAGGAGCUGCUGGACAUCAAACUGGCCCUGGACCUGGAGAUCAGCGCCUACAGGAAGCUGCUGGAGGGCGAGGAGGAGAGGCUGAGGCUGUCCCCCCGGGUGUCGUCCGGCACCAAGGUCACGGUGACCAGGACCACCGGGUCGGGCCACGGCAACACCUGCCGCGGCGUCCACUCCUCCGGCUCGGGCCAAAGCCGGGUGAUCCAAUCCGCCACCACUACCACCACUACCGCCGCCGUGCCGGUGGAGGCCGAAGCCUGCUCCACCAGCCGCAACUCCUUUGGCGUGGUCGCCGCCAAGAAGCGCCGUCUCCACGACGACGACAACGAAACCUCCAGCGUGGCGGGGGGCGGCGCCGGGGUCCACUUCAGCAUUAGCCAGAAGGCGUCGGCCAGCGGGCGCAUCACGGUGGACGAGGUGGACGAGGGGAAGUACAUCCGCCUCAGCAACAUGGCGGACAAGGACCAAUCUCUGGGCAACUGGCAGCUGAAGAGGCAGGUGGGCGACGGCUCGCCCAUCGUCUUCAAGUUCCCCCACAAGUUCAGUGUGAAGGCCGGAGGAACCGUCACGAUCUGGGCUGCCUCCGGCGGUGGAACCCACAACCCUCCCACUGACCUGGUGUGGAAGAACCAGAGCUCCUGGGGAACCGGCGACGUCGUGCGGACCACCCUCAUCAGCGCCAGCGGAGAGGAAAUGGCCACGAGGAAAGUGUCCCGCACCCUGUUUCUUGAGGACGAAGAGGAAGACGAGGACAUGGAGGCUCAUGAGUAUAACCUCCGGAGCCGUACUGACCGGGCCGGUGCCGGUGGCGGUCUCCCCGACGGCUUGGUGGGCCAGUCCUCCCUCAUAGGGACCAACGAGCCCAGAAAGGGCCGAGCCAAGAAGCAUGACUGCUCCAUCAUGUGAACACCUGAACAACACCUGAACAACACCUGAACAACACCUGAACAACACCUGAACAACACCUGAACAACACCUGAACAACACCUGAACAACACCUGAACAACACCUGAACAACACCUGAACAUCACCUGAACAUCACCUGAACAUCACCUGCUGCAGCGGAGGGCCAUCAUGUCUGAGUUUUAUUUUUAUGUUUCUGAUAUAUUUAGUUUAUUAUUCACUUUAAUCUGCAGGUUAACUUUAUAUUGAGGUUUACUGGGUAAAGGGCACAGGAUUUAAAAAAAUAUAUAUAUAUUCAAAUUAUGUUAAUGCAUUUGUGCUGUGCUAAUGCUUGUCCACUCUUUCUCUCACACACACACACACACACACACACACACACACAAACACACACACACUAGGCUCCAUUGACCAGAGGUUUCGUAGUUUGUUAAUCAUGUUUAUCGUCCAUCAAAUUGAUAAAAUCUUAAUUUCAGAUGUUGUUGUUUACAAUCUAAAUAUCCUUGUUUGUUUUUUGACAGUAUUUUGCUUUUUGCUGCAGGGAAAAUGCAUAAAAUGUAGUUUUUGUUUUGAUAAACCAAAGUACUUUAAGCUCA
Messenger RNA from Pseudoliparis swirei, 2792 nucleotides. Its product is annotated as lamin-A-like. The transcript is spliced from 13 exons. The record is from RefSeq and is a predicted model, not a curated record. Bases 241 to 2202 code for a protein of 653 amino acids. Lineage: Eukaryota; Metazoa; Chordata; Actinopteri; Perciformes; Liparidae.